Molecule: messenger RNA, 2601 nt
Organism: Vanrija pseudolonga
Lineage: Eukaryota; Fungi; Basidiomycota; Tremellomycetes; Trichosporonales; Trichosporonaceae
Gene: hsp88
Product: Heat shock protein hsp88
Exons: 4
Coding region: 179-2509 (776 amino acids)
Biological process (GO): protein folding
Cellular component (GO): nucleus; cytosol
Molecular function (GO): ATP binding; ATP-dependent protein folding chaperone
Source: RefSeq, a predicted model, not a curated record
CCCCAGCCUGCCGGCGAGCCAGCCAGCCUGCCUGCCCUCCAUCCUCCUUGUCCGUCUGUACCCUUCCCAUCUCCACCUUCCCCCCCCCCACCCCACUUGACCUUUUCCGGGACAAGUUAUAGACUCGCCGUCUCCUUGUCAACUCUCUCCAUCACACACAAAAGUAUACACUGUAAAAAUGGCCAGCGUCGUCGGCAUUGAUAUCGGCAACCUUUCUUCCAAGAUUGGUGUUGCCCGCCACCGUGGUAUCGACAUCAUCACCAACGAGGUGUCGAACCGUGCUACCCCCUCCCUCGUCUCGUUCACCCCCCGCCAGCGUCUCAUCGGUGAGGCUGCCAAGACGGCCGAGACCUCCAACUUCAAGAACACUGUCGGCUCGCUCAAGCGUUUGAUCGGUCGCUCGGUCAACGACCCCGAGAUCGCCGAGUACGAGAAGAAGUUCAUCAACGCCGAGCUCGUCGACGUCAACGGCCAGGUUGGCGCCUCGGUCAACUACCUUGGCGAGAAGACUGCCUUCUCGUACACCCAGCUCACCGCCGCCUACCUUGCCAAGCUCCGCGACACUGCCGCCGCCGAGCUCAAGCAGAACGUCUCGGACGUUGUCAUCGCUGUCCCCGGCUGGUACACUGAUGCCCAGCGCCGUGCUCUCCUUGACGCCUCCACCAUUGCCGGCCUCAACCCCCUCCGCCUGAUCAACGACACCACCGCUGUCGCCCUCGGCUACGGUAUCACCAAGGCCGACCUCCCCGAGGACCCCGAGAAUGCCCGCAACGUCGUCUUCGUCGAUGUCGGCCACUCCAACUACUCGGUCGCUGUUGUCGCCUUCUCCAAGGGCCAGCUUACCGUCAAGUCGACUGCCUACGACCGCAACUUCGGUGGCCGUGACUUUGACUACGCCCUUGUCAAGCACUUUGCCAAGGAGUUCGACGCCAAGUACAAGAUUGACGUCCUCUCGUCGCCCAAGGCCAUCUUCCGUCUUACCACCGCCGCUGAGCGCCUCAAGAAGGUCCUCUCGGCCAACUCGGAGGGCCCCAUCAACGUCGAGUCGAUCAUGAACGACGUCGACGCCUCGGGAUCGCUCAAGCGUGAGCAGUUCGAGGAGCUGAUCGGCGGUCUCCUCAACCGCUUCAACAAGCCCCUCGAGGAGGCCCUCAAGGCCUCGGGCCUCACCGUUGACCAGAUCGACUCGAUCGAGCUUGUCGGUGGUUCCACCCGUAUCCCUGCCAUCAAGGAGCGCAUCCAGGCCUUCUUCGGCGGCAAGCAGCUCUCCUUCACCCUCAACCAGGACGAGGCCAUCGCCCGCGGUGCCACCUUUGCCUGCGCCUCGCUCUCGCCCGUCUUCCGCGUCCGCGAGUUCGCCGUUCACGACAUCACCCCCUACUCGAUCCAGGUCGCAUGGGAGAAGGAGGCCGGCAACCCCGACGAGGACACUGAGCUCGUCGUCUUCCCCCACGGCAACGCCAUCCCCUCCACCAAGAUCCUCACCUUCUACCGUCAGGGUCCCUUCGCCAUUGACGCGUCGUACGCUCCCAACCAGGCCAACCUCCCCGCCGGCACCAACCCCGCGAUCGGCAAAUACACCAUCAAGGGCGUCGAGAAGACUGCCUCGGGUGACCUCGCCUGCGUCAAGGUCAAGACCCGUCUCAACCUCCACGGUAUCCUCAACUUCGAGGGUGCCUACGCCGUUGAGGAGGUCGAGAAGGAGGAGACUGUUGUGACUGGUGAGGGCGAGGACAAGACGGAGGAGAAGAAGAUCGUCAAGAAGAUCCAGCGCAAGGGCGACUACCAGACCUUUGCCCAGUACAACACCGUCUCGGAGCAGCUCGUCAACGACUGGACCGAGAAGGAGGGCAAGAUGCACGCCGAGGACAAGCUCGUCAUGGAGACCGAGGAGCGCAAGAACGCCCUCGAGGAGUACGUCUACGACACCCGUGGCAAGCUCGACGACCGCUACAAGCUCUACGCCCAGGCUUCCGAGAAGGAGGAGCUCCUCAAGGGUCUCUCCGAGGCCGAGGACUGGCUCUACACCGAGGAGGGCGAGGACGCCACCAAGUCGGCCUACGUCACGCGUCUUGACGCCCUCAAGAAGAUUGGAGACCCCAUUGCCCUCCGCUACCGCGAGAACGAGGACCGCCCCCGUGCUGCUGCCGCCCUCCGUGAGACCUGCAACGAGUUCCUCUCGCAGGCCCAGAACGGCGAGGAGAAGUACGCCCACAUUGAGGACGCCGACAAGGAGAAGGUGAUCGAGAAGGCUGCCAACACCCUCAGCUGGCUCGAGAACCAGCUUGUCCGCCAGUCGGAGAAGCCCAAGAACGUCAACCCUGUUGUCACCUCGGAGGAGAUCAACAAGCGCAAGGACGACGUUAGCUACACCUGCGCUGCCAUCAUGAACAAGCCCAAGCCUAGGGUUAAGACCGAGUCUGGCACCCAGACCCCCAACGAGGGUGCCAAGGACGAGAAGAUGGACACGGAUGACAAGGCCCCUGCCGAGGACAUGGACAUUGACUAGAUGUAGAGUCAAUGUCUGUGUCGGGGGCCCGUGUGAGUAGUAGGAGAUAUUAGUGUAUACGGUGAAUAGAUGCAGUUAUCAUUGUCUGCUAG